Messenger RNA from Penaeus indicus, 1338 nucleotides. RefSeq names its product basic proline-rich protein-like. The transcript has 7 exons. Lineage: Eukaryota; Metazoa; Arthropoda; Malacostraca; Decapoda; Penaeidae. Bases 1 to 1338 code for a protein of 445 amino acids. The record is from RefSeq and is a predicted model, not a curated record.
AUGACCGACAUGAACACAGAAAAAAGCGCUCCAACAGAACUUCACAACAAGCUAGAUGGUCCCAACUACCGACUGAGCGGAAGGGACACAAGCACUCACGGGUCGAUUGUUAAAUGCUCUCAGGGAAAAGUGUGCAACUCUUGUAUCUUAACAGUAAUCACUAAUGGAUCGGAGCGCCGGGUCACCGCCAAGGGAUUAAGCCCAAAAGAUGAAGUAAAACCUUAUGAGGCCACGCCCCCAGACCAGCCCUAUGAGGCCACGCCCCCAGACCAGCCUCCAGACGCCACGCCCCCAGACCAGCCUCCUGACGCCACGCCCCCAGACCAGCCUCCUGACGCCACGCCCCCAGACCAGCCUCCUGACGCCACGCCCCCAGACCAGCCUUCUGACGCCACGCCCCCAGACCAGCCUCCUCCCCCUCAUGAAGCCACGCCCCCAAACCAGCCUUAUGACGCCACGCCCCCAGACCAGCCUCCUGACGCCACGCCCCCAGACCAGCCUCCUCCCGCCACGCCCCCAGACCAGCCUUCUGACGCCACGCCCCCAGACCAGCCUUCUGAUGCCACGCCCCCAGACCAGCCUCCUCACGCCACGCCCCCAGACCAGCCUUAUGACGCCACGCCCCCAGGCCAGCCUUCUGACGCCACGCCCCCAGGUCAGCCUUCUGACGCCACGCCCCCAGGCCAGCCUCCUCACGCCACGCCCCCAGACCAGCCUUAUGACGCCACGCCCCCAGGCCAGCCUCCAGAAGCCACGCCCCCAGACCAGCCUUAUGACGCCACGCCCCCAGGCCAGCCUCCAGAAGCCACGCCCCCAGACCAGCCUUCUGAUGCCACGCCCCCAGACCAGCCUCCUGACGCCACGCCCCCAGACCAGCUUUCUGAUGCCACGCCCCCAGACCAGCCUCCUCACGCCACGCCCCCAGACCAGCCUUCUGACGCCACGCCCCCAGACCAGCCUUCUGAUGCCACGCCCCCAGACCAGCCUUAUGACGCCACGCCCCCUGACCAGCCUCCUCCCGCCACGCCCCCAGACCAGCCUUCUGACGCCACGCCCCCAUACCAGCCUCCUGACGCCACGCCCCCAAACCAGCCUUAUGACGCCACGCCCCCAGACCAGCCUGCAACCGCCUUUUAUACAAGUGCAGGACGCUCGCCACGACAGAAAAAGGGCCGGGCGCUGCGGGUCCUGCAUGCGGAUGCGGGCGAAUGGGUGAAUGGGCGGGGAACGCAGGGGGCGGGGUCGCUGGAGGCGCAUGGGGAGGGAGGGGGCGGAGAGGCGGAGGAAUCCGGAGGACGCAGAGGCAAUGGAUUCUCUCAAAAUAAACCACAAGUUUGA